Molecule: messenger RNA, 1019 nt
Organism: Centruroides sculpturatus (bark scorpion)
Lineage: Eukaryota; Metazoa; Arthropoda; Arachnida; Scorpiones; Buthidae
Product: cartilage oligomeric matrix protein-like
Exons: 8
Coding region: 1-993 (330 amino acids)
Biological process (GO): cell adhesion
Cellular component (GO): extracellular region
Molecular function (GO): calcium ion binding
Source: RefSeq, a predicted model, not a curated record
AUGAUAAAUGGAAAUUUUAAGGAACAAGGCCUUUUUAUGGCUUUAUAUUUUUCUAAUGAUUGGCUUCAAGAUGAUACGGGGGUGGGAGAUGCUUGCAGGGGUGAUUUCGAUAAAGACGGUGUUCCAGAUGAAGACGACGUGUGCCCAGAUAACAGGAGGAUAUAUGCUACCGAUUUUAGAGAAUAUCAAACAGUAGUGCUCGAUCCAGAAGGCGAAUCUCAGAUCGAUCCUCAUUGGGUUAUAUACAAUAAAGGAGCGGAGAUUGUUCAAACAAUGAAUAGCGAUCCUGGCCUGGCUGUUGGUCUCCACGCUUUCGGAGGAGUAGAUUUUGAGGGUACUUUUUUCGUCGAUACAGAGGUCGAUGAUGAUUACGUGGGCUUCAUAUUUAGCUACCAAGACAAUUCUAACUUUUAUGUCGUGAUGUGGAAGAAGAAAGCUCAAACUUAUUGGCAAGCCACACCUUUUAGAGCUGUGGCAGAACCUGGUAUACAGUUAAAACUUGUCAAAUCUGAAACUGGUCCUGGUGAAAUGCUUAGAAAUUCAUUAUGGCACACUGGCGAUACUGAAGAACAAGUUAAGUUAUUGUGGAAAGAUCCCAGAAAUGUUGGAUGGAAAGAGAAAGCUGCGUACCGUUGGCUAUUACUCCAUCGUCCUAAAAUUGGAUUAAUUAGGUUAAGGAUAUUCGAAGGAGAGAAUAUGGUUGCUGAUAGUGGUAAUAUUUAUGAUGAUACUCUUAAAGGAGGACGUUUAGGAGUUUUCUGCUUCUCCCAAGAGACAAUCAUUUGGUCAGAUCUUGUAUAUCGUUGCAAUGAGGCUGUACCGAGUCGUGUAUACGAAGAACUACCCGACUAUCUGAAAGCAGAAGUAGCUAUCGAUAACACAAGACCUUCUGAUAUACCAAAUGUUGGCCACAGGAGGGUACCAGAAUAUCCAAACAUCGUUCCUGCGGAAUUAAGAAGAAAAUCUUCGAGGUCCGGCCGGAGGAAUUAUUAAAAAAAAGAAAAAAUAUAUAUAUAUAU